GUUAAUGCAACCAUCUCAAGAAGCCUAUAUAGUACUGAUGUCUCCUCUGAUCAACACAAUCCUGAUAAAGCUCGGUGAUGAGCGCAGGAAUCAUGUGAGUGGGGAGGGGAGGGAUCCUCAUCUUGUGGAGCCUCAAGCUGUGACAUGGUGACUCUUGUUUAGCUAGACAUGGCGGACGGUGACGAGGACUUCGAGGAGGAGGAGGUUUGGGCAGUUGUCAUGGAGAGGAAGGAAGCCAGCAGUCCAAGGUCUAGAAGAGGUAAGGAUUCUUCGUGUCAUGCUUCUGCUGCCGCUCGCCGGCUUCCAACCGGUGCAAGGAUGAUCCCGAGGUCCGCCGCGGGUUCAGAAGCAAGCGGUCGAGACCGCAAGCAAUCUGCUCCCGUUAGCAUCCCUGACUGGUCCAAGGUUUAUGGGCAUGGCCAGGGGCCGAGUUCCGUAGCUACCGGCGACGAAGACGGCUGUGAUCGUCGCGGCGGCACCAGUGAGAAUGAUGAGGACGACGAGGACGACGACAGAGCCCCUCCACACGAAUGGCUCGCGAAGAAGAUGGCCAGGAGCCAGAUCUCGUCCUCCUCCGUCUGUGAAGGCGCCGGGAGAACGCUCAAGGGCAGAGAUCUAAGGAAGGUGAGGAACGCUGUGCUCACCAAGACUGGUUUCUUAGAGUAAGAUAGGAGUAGGAGGAGCAGUGGCGAUAUAGUAGUAAGAGGAGAGGUUGAUGUGGGGGAGUAUGAUGGCUUCCUGUGAACAGAGUACGUCAGUGCUGCUUUUGGGCUACGUCGUCGUUUGCUUUUCCUUUUCCUUCUCAUGUUUGUUAGCUUCUUUUGCCUGGCAGCAUUGAAAUUUUGUCUGGUGAGUUGUGCGUUACCGAGCUCAGGGAGAAGACGAUGAGAACUGAGAGGUUCUCUUUUUGGUGCUGUAGAUCACUUGGCAUGUGUAACCUCUGAACUACAUGUCCCUCGCUAAUACUAUGUGCAAGGAAUGUCUUUUUU
This is a messenger RNA of Musa acuminata AAA Group (dessert banana), 989 nucleotides long. Its product is annotated as protein S40-7-like. Lineage: Eukaryota; Viridiplantae; Streptophyta; Magnoliopsida; Zingiberales; Musaceae. The transcript has a single exon. The record is from RefSeq and is a predicted model, not a curated record. The coding region runs from base 169 to 666 and encodes 165 amino acids.